Trichophyton benhamiae CBS 112371 is the source of this 1992-nucleotide messenger RNA. Its product is annotated as C6 transcription factor, putative. The record is from RefSeq and is a predicted model, not a curated record. The transcript has 5 exons. Lineage: Eukaryota; Fungi; Ascomycota; Eurotiomycetes; Onygenales; Arthrodermataceae. Gene Ontology annotation, biological process: DNA-templated transcription. Bases 1 to 1992 code for a protein of 663 amino acids. Gene Ontology annotation, molecular function: zinc ion binding; DNA binding.
AUGCUAUUUACCCAUUUUUGUUAUGCUAGCCCGGAAAUAUCUGGUGGUGAAAUAUCGAUUCUAAGUUCUCCUGGCAGUGAAAGGAAGAUCGAGACUAUCGAUGAACGGCUGUCGACCAUAGAGCGUCUGUUACAGGACCUCACUCUCUCGUUGCCUGCGGCCACAGCUUCACAAUCAGUACCUAAAAUACCACCACCGCCUUCAUCAAGGCAUCAUGACGGCUCGAAUGUACCUGUGGCCAUACGGAACUCGGAGGAACCUGAGACGAAACGGACCCCGGAGUUCGAGGGCGAGUCGUCAUUUAGCGCCCACUCGAUGCAUGCAGGCGCUCUUUUCGAGAACGCUAUGAAAAGAAUACCCUUUGCACAUGUGCCCAUGAUGUCCCAUGCCUUAUCUGCACUGCAGGAUAUAAUAAAACGCCAAUCCCUGCCGUCAUCUGUGAAUGUUCUACGAUUCCCCGGGCAGCCGCCCAAAAAGAGGAUAAAUUUCUCUGACUUGGAAUUGCCUCCUUCAAGUGCCGUUUUGACUCUUCUAAGGCUUGCAAAUGACAACCCACCCCUUUUCUUCCUCACGCUGCCUGUGAUGAACAUAUCACACUUUACACAAAUGUGUAAAGAUCUUUACUUUUGUACGGAAGAAUACUCGUCUGGACGAUUCGCUUCGGUUAACGCUAUAUUGGGGCAUCUGUUCAAAGAGAUUUCAUUUCGGUUCAAGGAUGAUCCAUCCACCGCUAAGUUCCCCGAAUACAGCGAGCUCUGUAUGUCGAAUUUUACAGUAGUUAUUAGUUCCUUUGAUAUGUUUACAGAGCCAAGUUUGGAUAACUUGAUGGCCUUGACAUACGCUAUACUUCAUGCAACUGAGUCCGCAAAAAUAUCACUAUGCUGGAAUUUCGUAGCGAGUGCUGCUCGAAUGGCUCAGAGCCUUGGAUAUCACCGCUCUGUUGCAUCUAAGGAUGACAAGCCUGAUGAUGUCCGCCUGAAAGCAUUUCUAUUCUGGUUCAUAUACUCUAUGGACCGAAGUCUGUCCCUGUGUCUAGGAAGAGCUGCCUUACUCCCGGACUAUGACAUCGCGCUUCCAUACCCGUCCCUGUCGUCGGAUACGUCACUGCAGCCUUGGCAUAUACUCUUUCACUAUUGGCUUGACUGCUCUAGGAUAACUGGAGAGGUGUAUGAGCACCUCUACUCCGUUAGAGGCGUUUCCUCGAGUGCAGAGACUCGUGCAAAAAAAGUCUAUGAAUUAAGCUACCGACUUCAGGAUUGGAGAGAUCAAGUCAUUGCAAUCGAUACCCAGGAAGCGUAUCAUAAAGCGCAUAUUCAAUGGAUUGUCCCAGCCUCGGAGUUGACAUAUAACCUGAUAGCCACUAUCAUCCAACGCGCUGCGCCUCCAACUCAACCACCCGAGACUCCCUCUGGCCUCAACCUACAGUGUGUACAAGCAGCCAGGAAGGCUCUGCAGAUUCAUCAACAGAUAUUCCUUUCUCUCGAAAAGGCUGAUUCAUUCUUUUUCAGCGGAUACAUUACCUGGGUUCUCCUGCAGUGUCCCUUUGCUCCAUUUAUGGUAACCUUCUGCCAUACAAUCGCAGCCUCAGACCACGAUGACCUAAAGCUACUCGGGGAAGUUGCAACUUCCCUCCAAGCGGCAGCUGAUGUGUCGGAGGCAGCAGAGCGGCUAUACCGACUAUGUUUGGUAUUUUACCAAGUGGCAAAGUUAUAUGUGGAUGUCCAACCCAAGGAACCACACAACCACCCUGUGAUACCGAAACCAGGGGAAGCUUUUGAUGACUAUCUUACUUCUCUCGGGUUCGGGCCUAAUACACUUACUCCCGAGACGGCCGAGAGUAGCACCAAUACCAAUUUAAACGACCUAAAUGAGGCUUCUAUACCUGCAUUCCAGAUGCCGCCUGAGAUGAUGGAGACAGACCUGUCACAUACCCUUGGAGACUGGUUUCUUGACAACCAGUACAUGAUGGGUCUGUUAGAUUCUGAUCUAUAA